This is a messenger RNA of Exserohilum turcica Et28A, 3120 nucleotides long. RefSeq lists its product as uncharacterized. Lineage: Eukaryota; Fungi; Ascomycota; Dothideomycetes; Pleosporales; Pleosporaceae. The transcript is spliced from 4 exons. The record is from RefSeq and is a predicted model, not a curated record. Bases 1 to 3120 code for a protein of 1039 amino acids.
AUGAUCCAGCCGCGAACGGGCGAACGCGUCAAGAGAGCCUUCACCCUGCGUAGAUCUCGACACCGCCGGACCCGCUCUACAGAGAUCCUGCUUGCGCCUGGCCAGUUCGAGACGGAGAGAUACCGAGAAAUGGGAAGAGCAGAACGCUUGCGCGAGGCAUUCAAGCGCAGGCUGCGAGAAGCUCAUGCAUAUGCGACAAGUCCUGCCGGGGUGGGAAUACUGAAAUGCUCGAUUGCCUAUGUACUCGGAUCGCUGGCUACGCUGGUGCCCGCGAUAGCUGCGCUGCUGGGCAGAAACGACGGCAAGCACAUCGUCGCAACCAUCACCGUCUACUUUCACCCGGCGCGCUCAGCUGGCAGCAUGCUCGAGGCUGUCAUGCUUGCCUUUGCCGCCUUCCUCUACGCCACCUUCGUUUCAUUCUCCAGUAUGGCUGUCUCCGUAUACUUUGGGAAUAACCAUCUUUUGGUCGUCGGCCAUGUCAUAGUGCUCAUUGUCUUCUGUGGAGGGGGCCUUGGCCUUGUUGGUUGGACCAAGCACAAGUUAGGCAACCCGCUGGUGAACGUGGCAUGCUCCCUGACUUCCCUUGCUCUCAUCACCAUCUUGACCAAAGAAGGGGCUGUCCAAGCAGCCAAGUUUUCAUACGCCAAGGUUUGGCAGGUCCUGAAGAUGAUCAUCAUGGGCUGCACUGCAUCAACGGCUGUAUCGCUUCUCGUCCACCCCAGCUCGGCACGCAAGGAGUUUCGCGACACGUUUAUUCAGUCCACCGAUUCCAUGGCAGAGAUGCUGAAUGGGAUUGCUCUCAGCUUUCUCUCCGGGUCCGAACAAGACCUCAAGAGCGACUCGUUUGUCAAAGCCUCGGAGCGAAGCCAAAAAUCAUUCAAACUGCUGGCCAAGAACCUUGGAGAAGCCAAGUUUGAGCACUACGUACUGGGCACCGAAGCAGAGUUCAAGAUCCACUCCAGAUUGGUCAAAUGCGUCGAGAAGCUAAUGCAGAGCCUGGGUGGAUUGCGAAGUGCUGCUGAGACGCAGUUCACAUUGAUUGCGCAGUCGGGGCCCCAUGGGAUACCUUUUGGUCCCACACCUACUAAUGGGUCGCUUACUUCCUCGACCUACACAGACCAUGCCAUGUCACAAAGUCCCCCUUCCAUGAUGUCUCCUGGUCCAAGGCAUACAAACAUGCGAAGUAGUAUUCUCGCCUCUAUCGACGAAGUGCCAGAAAGCUCUGCUGAAGGCUCUGCAUUCGCCUCGGCUGCUGAAUCAGACGACGAGACUACUCCAACGAGAAGAAAGUCGACCAACUCCCUCAGUCUCUCGCAAUCAAACUUUACGUCUGCUGAUAUAUUCUCCGUCUUCAUAGCCCAAUUGGGACCGCCAAUGAAAUCGCUUGCAUACACCCUGCAGGAGGUACUUUCCGAAUUGCCGUUUGGUCCAGGCCCCGAGUACAACAUAGCCAUCAACGAGCACUUUCGCCAUAGCCUGAUCGAUGCGAAGGCGCUGUUCUCGAAUGCACGCCGAGAAGCCCUCUCAGGCAUCUAUGAGAACAAGAUACCAACAAGACUAAGCUCGGCAGCGGUUGCAGCUGAUUUUGAAGAGGUUGCUGCAAGCUGCGGGUAUUUCAGUUCAUCGUUGAUUGAUUUUGCCGAAGACAUGGUAGGGUUCCUCGAUCUUCUUGAGGAGCUCAAGGCCAAUGUCAACCGCUAUCCGCGGCAGAGAACGUACAACUGGCUCAAGUUCUGGCAAAGAUGGCACAAGAAGGGCCGGGCUGGUGACGAAUUUGAAGCGGCUGGUCUUAUUCCAGAUGACGAGGACCAUAUCCCCGAGGGCCCGCGUGAAAUUCACAAUCCCAUUUAUCGCAAGUCAACUCGUGGAGACCCGUACAAGUCAGAGAACGAACAGCCAUUGUCUUACCGAAUAUGGACAUCGCUAGCAGCAUUCAGAAGAGACGAUCUCAAAUACGCGGUAAAGGUUGGUAUUGGAGCUGUGCUUUACGCAAUGUGGGCAUUCAUCCAACCGACAAGAGCCUUUUACAGUCGAUGGCGUGGCGAGUGGGGUCUGUUGUCAUACAUGUUGGUUUGUUCCAUGACAAUCGGAGCCUCCAAUACCACGGGCUAUCAGCGUUUUGCGGGUACCUGCCUGGGUGCCGUGCUGGCUGUUGCUGCAUGGAUUGCGGCUGACGAGAACCCUUUUCUUCUUGGCUUUUUCGGUUGGGUCAUCUCCCUUUUUUGUUUCUACAUCAUUGUCGGCAAAGGCAAGGGUCCCAUGGGCCGUUUCAUCUUGCUAACGUACAAUCUUUCCGCGCUCUAUGCCUACUCGCUUUCCACCAAGGUCGAUGAUGAUGACGAUGACGAAGGUGGAAUCUCGCCUGAGAUAUGGGAGAUUGUAACACACCGAGUGGUCGCGGUCAUGGUUGGUUGCGUUUGGGGUAUCAUUGUAACGAGGCUUAUCUGGCCCAUCUCGGCACGCCGCAAAGUCAAAAAAGGCACAUCUUUGUUGUGGCUGAAAAUGGGCCUGAUCUGGAAACGAGGGCCCCUCAAGACCCUCCUCGAAUCCAAUGCGAAUGCAUCUCCGGUACACUCGUUCAUGUCUGAGCGCGAAGAGCUUGAGCUGCGCAGGUACCUUUCUCACCUGGAUGCGUUGCGCACAGCCGCAACUGCAGAAUUCGAGCUUCGGGGCCCUUUUCCUAACAAGAGUUUCCAAAUCAUCCUCGGUGCAACAAGCCGACUAUUGGAUAGUUUCCACGCAAUGAACGUUGUCAUACUGAGAGACCUGAAAGCAUCAGAGGGCGAGAAGGAGGCCUUGAGGUAUACUCAGAGAGAGUGGACAGAGUUGAGUUGGCGUAUCAGUCACUUGUUCUCAGUCAUGGCAUCCUCCAUGAAGCUAGCAUACCCGCUCAAUGACGUUCUACCUAACAUUGAACAUACGCGUGACCGUUUGCUUGCCAAGGUCUUUGAGUUUCGGCAGCAGGACCUGGGCCAAGUCAUCGCCACGGACGAAGAUUUCGAGUUGCUAUAUGCCUAUGCGCUGGUGACUGGACAGCUCGCACACGACUUGACUGUUAUCGGACAGGAAAUUGAAAAGCUCUACGGUGUUUUGAGCGAGGAGGACUUGAAGCUACAGUAA